AUGAGACAGUUGUCGCUCAGGCAUUUGCCCGCGCAUUCCUUUCCGUCGCAGGUGUCGCACGCUGCGCCUGGUCCGUCAGCUUCGGCCUGUAUAGAGGCCUACACAUUCCCGGAUGUGAGGGGGGGGGGGGCGCUCUAUGCUGGAGUUGUGCUCUCGCUGGUUUCCAGUCUUCCACAGCACGUGGGACCGGCGAGGGUCAGCAUCAUUGAGUGAAGUGGACACCGGCUGGCUGCUACACAUCUGGCAACAUGAAGUAUAUCCUGGUGACAGGUGGUGUAAUCUCUGGUAUUGGAAAGGGAAUCAUUGCAAGCAGCAUUGGGACAAUCCUGAAAUCUAGUAACUUGCAUGUCACCUCUAUCAAGAUUGAUCCAUAUAUCAACAUUGAUGCUGGAACUUUCUCUCCAUAUGAGCAUGGUGAGGUUUUCGUACUGGAUGAUGGAGGUGAAGUAGAUUUAGAUCUUGGAAAUUAUGAGCGUUUUCUGGAUAUCCGAUUAACAAAGGACAACAACCUAACAACUGGAAAGAUUUAUCAGUAUAUGUUAUUAACAAGGAGAGAAGAGGAGACUACCUCGGGAAGACUGUGCAAGUUGUCCCUCACAUCACAGACGCCAUCCAAGAAUGGGUGAUGCGGCAGGCUUUGAUUCCUGUAGAUGAAGAUGGAAUAGAGCCAGAAGUCUGUGUCAUUGAGCUAGGGGGAACAGUGGGAGAUAUUGAGAGCAUGCCAUUUGUGGAAGCUUUUCGCCAAUUUCAGUUUAAAGCUAAAAGAGAGAAUUUCUGCAACAUACAUGUCAGUCUUGUACCUCAGCCCAGUUCUACUGGAGAGCAGAAAACAAAGCCCACUCAGAACAGUGUCAGGGAGCUUCGAGGAUUGGGUCUCUCUCCAGAUCUAGUUGUGUGUCGGUGCACUACACCUUUGGAUACCUCUGUAAAGGAGAAAAUAUCCAUGUUUUGCCAUGUGGAACCACAGCAGGUGAUCUGUGUACAUGAUGUGUCAUCGAUAUACAGAGUCCCUCUCUUACUAGAGGAGCAGGGGGUGGUUGACUAUUUUCGCCAACGUUUGGAUCUUCCAAUCGGUCGUCAGCCCCGCAGAAUGCUAAUGAAGUGGAAAGAAAUGGCAGACAGAUAUGACCGCUUACUGGAAUCUUGUAGCAUUGCUCUUGUGGGAAAGUAUACAAAAUUUUCAGACUCCUAUGCAUCAGUUAUCAAAGCAUUAGAGCAUUCUGCACUAGCUAUAAACCACCGAUUAGAGAUCAAGUAUAUAGACUCUGCUGAUUUGGAGCCAAACACUCUUCAGGAGGAGCCUGUGCGCUAUCAUGAAGCAUGGCAAAAGCUUUGCAGCUCAGAUGGUGUGCUAGUCCCUGGAGGGUUUGGUGUUCGUGGUACAGAGGGCAAGAUCCAAGCCAUAUCCUGGGCACGCAAACAGAAAAAAAAGCCAUUCUUGGGGGUCUGUCUGGGGAUGCAGCUAGCAGUUAUUGAAUUUUCAAGAGAAGUAUUAGGCUGGAAAGAUGCUAACUCUACAGAGUUUAACCCAAAAACAAGUCAUCCAGUGUUGACACUGUUUUCUGAACAUAAUCCAGGUCAGAUGGGGGGCACCAUGAGAUUGGGAAAAAGAAGAACUAUAUUUCAUUCUCAGAAUUCAGUCUUGCGGAAAUUAUACGGUGGCCAAGAGUAUGUAGAAGAGAGACAUCGACACAGAUAUGAGGUAAACCCAGAGCUUAGACAUGAUAUGGAGGCCCGAGGUCUGACAUUUGUUGGACAGGAUACAGAAGGAGAAAGAAUGGAGAUGGUAGAGUUAGAAGAUCACCCAUACUUUGUUGGCAUUCAGUAUCAUCCAGAGUUCACAUCCCGUCCUAUCAAACCCUCCCCUCCAUAUUUUGGCUUGCUGCUUGCCUCUGCAGGGAGACUAGCCCAGUAUAUUGAGAGGGGAUGCCGCCUCUCCCCCAGGGAUACGUACAGUGACAGAAGCGACAACAGUUCUCCUGACACAGAGAUUGCAGAACUCAAACUACCAGUAAUAAAUCAUGACUGA
This is a messenger RNA of Staurois parvus, 2029 nucleotides long. Lineage: Eukaryota; Metazoa; Chordata; Amphibia; Anura; Ranidae. The record is from the annotation of a GenBank genome assembly.